ACCAUCAGAGACCAAGCCAUCAGGUUCCAUUAGCUGCUUGGUAGUUGAUAAUCCUAAUAACAGAACAAAACAGAGCAGAGCAAGCCAUGGAACCUAUCACACUUUCCUUGUCUCUCAUCCUCCCAAUCUUUCUAAUUGCACUCAUUUUCUAUGCUUUCAAACCCAAAUCCUCUAAGAAAUACAAUCUUCCUCCUGGAAGUUUUGGAUGGCCGAUCAUCGGAGAAACUCUGGGGUUCAUGAAUGAGGCCCAUGAGAAAUGGAUCGGGGACAGAAUGAAGAAAUACUCUUCCAAAAUCUUCAAAACCAGAGUUUUGGGUGAGAAUAUGGUGGUACUGUGUGGCACUGCUGGUCACAAAUUCGUAGCUGCCAACGAGGAGAAGCUUUUCAUUGCAUGGAGACCAGAGUCCAUGCAGAAGCUGUUCCGGUCUUCGUAUCAGAAAGAUGCAAAAGCUCCACAAUCAAGAAAGGCCGAGACGCAGAUCACAAAAGCUCCCGGAUUCAUCAAACCAGAGGCUUUGGUUAAAUACGCCGAAGCAAUGGAUGCCAUCGUUGACAAACACUUCAAAACUUAUUGGGAAGGUAAAGAGGUGGUCGAGGUCCAUCACCUUUCACAGGUUAUGGUUCUCCAAUUGGCUGGCCGAUUCUUCUUGGGGAUCGGGGACGAUGCGAGGAUCGAGAAGAUCGCAAAAUUGAUGGACAAAAUGAUGUUGGCUCUGCAUAUUACGCCCAUCAACUAUCCCGGAAGCACUUUCAACCAGGCAAUGAAAGCAACCAAUGCUCUGAGGGAUGACCUCCAGUUGUUGAUCAAGGAAAAGAAAGCUGCUUUCGCUAACGGAGCCAAACCUCAAGAUAUUCUUUCCUACUUGAUCGUUAGCGCUGAUCCAGCUACCGGACAAUCCCAGCCCGACCAUGUGAUCGCUGAUAAGAUUAUGGGGCUCUUGGCCGCUGCUUUCAACUCUCCUUCAAUGACAAAUGCUUUCCUGAUGAAAUACCUUGCUAACAAUCCCAAAGUGUUCGACAAAGUCCGAGCUGAACAAAUGGAGAUUGCAAACUCAAAGAAGCCAGGUGAAACACUCAACUGGGAGGAUUUUCAGAAGAUGAAAUAUUCAUGGAAUGUUGCACUUGAAGUGAUGAGGAUCGUACCACCUCUCCAAGGAACAUUCAGAGAGGCUGCAGCUGAUUUCACAUACGAAGGCUAUACAAUCCCAAAAGGCUGGAAGGUGUAUUGGACCGUGAGCACUACAAAUUUUGACUCAAACAUAUUUGAAGCACCAGAAGAGUUUGACCCAACAAGGUUUGAGAAAUCAACCCCACCACCAUACACAAACAUCCCAUUUGGAAGUGGACCAAGAAUGUGCCCAGGAAUGGACUAUGCUCGCCUUCAGACUCUCACUUUUAUCCAUCAUGUUGUUAAGCGUUUCAAAUUGGAAGUCGUUGAUCCUAAUUUCAAGGUUUUGGGAGGUCUCAAUCCCAUCCCAAUUGAAGGGCUUCAUAUUAGACUCCAGAAAAUAUCAGCGUAGGCAUUUGAUGCUCAGAAGACGACGUUGUCUUUUUCAGCUGGUGGACUUGCUUCAAUUUGUUCAGCAUAUGAUAUGUGCAUGGUAGCAUAUAUAUAUAUAUAUAUACACUAUAGGUGUAUGUAUGAAGCCAUAUAGUAAUCUUGCUGUUAUGCUUCUUGUUUUUAAUUUUUUGUGGUGUAUUGCUGUUAUGUUACCUGUUAUUUAGCCGAAUAAGAGUGUACUGUUUUUGUACCUCUUUUUUACUC
Molecule: messenger RNA, 1765 nt
Organism: Ziziphus jujuba (common jujube)
Lineage: Eukaryota; Viridiplantae; Streptophyta; Magnoliopsida; Rosales; Rhamnaceae
Product: beta-amyrin 28-monooxygenase
Exons: 3
Coding region: 87-1520 (477 amino acids)
Biological process (GO): sterol metabolic process
Molecular function (GO): heme binding; iron ion binding; monooxygenase activity
Source: RefSeq, a predicted model, not a curated record